ACAAGAUGACAGGAAUUAGUGUUGAUUUCGCCAUACGCCAGGACAUCCUUGUAGAGCUGUAAAUAUUUAUUAAAAUUAUAAACUGAAACUUGAAAGGUUUGAUUGAUAGGCUGAGAAAAUAAUUUACUGCGCAUGAUCGUUGUUACAGUUAUUGACGUAGGUACCUACGUACGUUUGUAAAUAAAAUUUUAGCCCACAUUACAUAGUGGAUUACACAAUUCUGCCACUUUUUAAAUAAAACAAUGAAUAAAAUAUGUAGAAUAUGCCUAGAGGAAGGUGUACUAUCAUCCGUAUUUGCGAAAAAUUACAAUUUAUCACUGUGUGAUAUGAUAGAAUAUUGUAGCAAUGUAAAGAUACAAAAAGAUGAUGGACUACCAGAACAAAUGUGUAGCAAUUGCGCUUAUAAAUUAGGAAUAGCAUUUCAUUUCAAACAGACUUGCGAGAGAUCAGAUAUCAGAUUGAGGCAGUAUUUGGGUCUGGAGUUGACAAGCAAAUAUAAAGAUGCUAAUAUUAAUACAGAACCAAUUGUUAUGACUAAAACAACAAUUAUAAAAAAAUGUAAAUGUAUGGGAGAUAUGAAAAAACCUCGCACAAAUUAUAAAAAGAAACCAGACUGUGACAAACUUAAAAGAGGUCCAAAAGUGAAGCCAAAAAAAGUGCAUGAAUGUUAUGAAUGUCACAAACAAUUCCGAUGCCAAGCACAAUUAGAAAUGCAUGUUUGGACACAUACGGGAGAAAAACCAUUUGCCUGUGUAUUCUGCUCUAGAAGAUUUACUCAAAAACACAAUCUUACAAUACACCUGCAAAUGCAUACUGGUGAAAAGCCCUUCCAGUGUGAAAUAUGCAGCAAAAGGUUCUCCGCACAAGGCAAUUUACAGGCUCAUAUAAAAACUCACACAGGGCAAAAAGAUCAUGUUUGUGCAGUAUGCAACAAAGCAUUUAUUACAUCCAGUGAAUUAACCAGGCAUAUGACAAAACAUACAGGCAUAAGAAAUUUUAAAUGUGAUAUAUGUGGGAAGAGUUAUUCUCAAAAUAGGGACCUAUGGUUUUUUCAGAGGCUGCAUAAACUACGAAAACAUGAUUGCGUGCCAAAUGAACCAGAAUCACAAAAAGACGCCUUUAAUACCAACAUUGAUAUUGUUGAUGUGGAUGAAGUGAAAAACAUACCAUCGUCAUCAGUAAAAGAAACCAAUCAUUUUCCUAGCCUACAUUUAAGCAAUAAAAAUCCAGAACACUCUUUAAUAACUCAAAACCACACCUUGCCAUAUGAAGACAAAGGGAUUAAAGAUAUUUUUUCACAUUCGGUAUUUGGUUGAACAGAUUUAGACCUUUCUGAAUUCAACAUUGUCAUUGAUUUAGUUCAAUGGGGACAGUGCACCCAAUUAUACACAACAAGUGUAGCUACUUGUCAGUUUGUUCUUCAAACAUAAAAGAAGCCAAAAUGCAUUUCAAUUUUUUUGUUGAAUUGUCAAUUUAUUAUAUGCUACAGGUAUAAUUAUUUAUUUGAUAUGAAAAACCUUGUUCCAAUACUAUGUUACUAAAAUUUAAAUAUCUGUGUACCUAUUU
Zerene cesonia (dogface butterfly) is the source of this 1566-nucleotide messenger RNA. RefSeq names its product zinc finger protein 501. The coding region runs from base 243 to 1316 and encodes 357 amino acids. Lineage: Eukaryota; Metazoa; Arthropoda; Insecta; Lepidoptera; Pieridae. Gene Ontology annotation, cellular component: nucleus. The transcript is spliced from 9 exons. Gene Ontology annotation, molecular function: zinc ion binding; DNA-binding transcription factor activity, RNA polymerase II-specific; RNA polymerase II cis-regulatory region sequence-specific DNA binding. The record is from RefSeq and is a predicted model, not a curated record. Gene Ontology annotation, biological process: regulation of transcription by RNA polymerase II.